This is a messenger RNA of Symbiodinium necroappetens, 872 nucleotides long. Lineage: Eukaryota; Dinophyceae; Suessiales; Symbiodiniaceae. The record is from the annotation of a GenBank genome assembly.
AUGUCGUGCGGUUGCUUCGAAGGGUUGCAGCAAAGGCUGCAAAGAGUUUGGGGUGCUUUCCAAGCACCUGGGAAUUAUGGCGAGGAAAGAGAGGCUUUUGAACGAACCGUCGACUUCCUCCUUUCCGUGCCACUUCUGAAGAAGCAGUUGCCGAAAGCCGAACUACCCAAAGUGGCUCAGCAACUCACCCGGAGGGUGUGGCAGCCCGGUCAAAUCUUGGUGAGACAAGGCGAGAUGGGCAGAGCAUUGUUCUUGAUAGAAAGCGGAGAAGCUGAAGUUGUCACCUGUCAAAAGCCUGGAGCUCCGGAGGUUGUGCGUGCCACGCUUGUUGCUGGUGAUUACUUCGGCGGCCACACGCUGAUUACCGAACGUGCCAAUGUCGCCACCAUUGUCGCGAGCCGCAAAAGCAACCUUGUUACGCUCUCAUUGUCAAGAGAUCGAUUUGAAACUCUUGGCCUGAGACGAUGGUUGCAAUUUCCGAAAAGACCAGCCAUCUACAACUCGCCCCAGGAGACGGGACAAGCUGAGAUAAGCGACAUUCCCAAGCUACCUCCAGAUGAUCUACUCUUCGUUUGCAAGGCAAUCAGCGAGAACGCCAACCUUCGAGCGCUGCUUGCCGCCAGCGAGGACAAGCUGAAGGAGCUUGCGGCUGGUGCAGUAGCAAAAUCCUUCAAGAAAGGUGACCGAAUUGUGGAAGCAGGACAGCAUGUUCGACAGCUGUACAUUGUCAAGACCGGCAUAAUCAGUGUGGUCGUAGACACGUCAGCGACGCCUGGCGGGCGGCAAUCAGCAGAAGCUGCAGUUGCAAGUUCGACAAUGACGGAGCGUCUGCUUCGAAAGCAGAACUUUCUCGCCCAACUGCAGCGCAAAGA